Polyodon spathula (Mississippi paddlefish) is the source of this 5815-nucleotide messenger RNA. RefSeq names its product SCL-interrupting locus protein homolog. NCBI's taxonomy places the organism in Eukaryota, Metazoa, Chordata, Actinopteri, Acipenseriformes, Polyodontidae. Gene Ontology annotation, biological process: mitotic spindle organization; smoothened signaling pathway; centrosome duplication. The transcript is spliced from 17 exons. Gene Ontology annotation, cellular component: centrosome; centriole. The record is from RefSeq and is a predicted model, not a curated record. Bases 281 to 4264 code for a protein of 1327 amino acids.
UGCACUGUUGAGACUGGUGUGUUUUAUGAGUUAUGGAAAUACUAUAAACAACAAAACACUGCCGCGUCUAGUACCGCUCGAAACUCCCGUAGCGAGGGAAAAGAAGUUCACAGUUUGUUUUUGGGUUGUGUCUUUGUUCUAGAACCUGGUUUUGUGUGUGAUAUCGUGGGGUGGAUAUAUUGGCAGGCUAUAGUUUAAGCAGCGGGGAAAGAAAGCUAGGGCGGGUUUGCUCUACACGCUCACAACCUACAGAGGAUGCUUGGGCAGCAUUGAUUUGGAAAUGAGUGUACAGGUGAACUUAAAGAACAUUCCUUCCCACUUAAUGGAGUCUGCAUACAAUAACACUGACCACCAGAGGAGCCCCAGGUCUGCAGAAAACAUGCUAACUCCAAUCAGCUUUCCUAAAACAAAAAUUGCGCUAUGGGAUCCAGCACCAGUUGGAGAUAUGAUCAGUCUGCACCUAUCUUACUACAGAAACCCAAGGUUGCUGGUUAUGGAGAAAACCCUGCGAUUAGCCCAUCGUCAUGCCCGCCAAAGUAACAGAAAUGACUUCUCCUGUUUCCUCCUUGGCUCAAUGGAGGUGGAUGAUGAUGAGGAAGGUGUCACGUUGACAGUGGAUCGGUUUGACCCAGGGCGUGAGAUACCUGAAUCGCCAGGGAAGGUGCCCACAGCCCUGCUUCCUGGAGAUUUCCUGAUUCCCUGCACAGUGAACACAGGCCCUGCUUCUGGAGACACUAUAGUGCACUCUGCAGAAGACUUCCUCAUUGCAUUCAAGAUUCUUCAGCAACACUGUUGCAGUAAAGAAACCCUGGACCCUUCAAAGCUCCUGACUAUGAGAGCACGACUGACCUGUGCAGAGCACAUGGAUAACCUCAACUUCAACCUUCACUGGGCAGCUGUCACAAUAGCCAACACUCUGGAUGCCACGCCAGUCAAACCAGUUCCUAUCAUCCCUACCGCACUGGCAAGGAACCUGACCAGCCCCAUGAACAUCGCACAGGUUCAGGGAGUGUGUAAAUUUGGAUUCCUUACCAUGGACCAAACCCGUAAACUACUCCUGGUGCUUGAAUCAGAUCCAAAAGCUUAUACUUUGCCUCUUGUUGGCAUAUGGCUAAGUGGGAUUACCCAUAUCCACAGUCCUCGGGUCUGGGCUUGUUGCCUCCGAUACCUGUUCAGCUCAUCUCUUCAGGACAGGGUUGUGAGCGAGGGUGGUGGUUUCCUCAUUGUUCUGUACUCCCUCACACACAAGGAGCCAGAGUUCUAUGAGUGUCGUCUCUGCACUAGACAGCAGGAGCUCGGGUUUCAACUGCUAACCAGCACAGAAUCUCUCAGCCUUUUUAAGAAUGUGAAUCCAUCAGACCGACAGCCGACCCAGUUUGAACUUAGUGCAGAAAGCCAGAACCAGGAGACUGACUUCUUUAAGGAGGUGUCGGCCCGCAUGUCUUUCACCAGUUCUCGGGUGAACUCUCCUCCUAACAAGUUGUCUGUGAGUGACCACGACUCGGGUGUGGAGGAUGAGGACUUCUCUCCCAGACCGUCCCCCAGCCCACACCCUGCCAGCCAGCAGAUACAUCGGAUUCAUCCCUCGGUGCCGGAGCUCUCUAUUGUCUUUGAGGGCAGCUUCAUAGACUCCAAUAAAGCUGCUCAGUGUCCACAAGGUUUUGGAAUCAGACCUUCUCUAGCUUCAGCUCCACAACAAUACAUGAGAAGUACUGGGCCUCUUCAAAAACUGCAGCCAGAGGCAAGGCAGCCCAGCAUUGGAUCAUGCUCUGGGUCAUCUCCAGUAAGGUGCGCUCCAACUCCUGCAAACCAGCCAAUGAAGGUCUGCAAAGGCAGAGUGAGUCCUGCUCACUCCCAGCCUGUUAAUUGGAAGGGAGGUCCUCCACUCAGGAAGAGUUCUGUAUCCUCAGCUUCGUCCACAUCCUCCUCCUCCUCAUCAUCAUCAACUCCACAUAGUGGACAGUCGCCCAACACCUCCAUUCAUCAGCCUAAAGGGCACCUGCCUUCUGCCACCAAGAGGGGCAUUUCCCCAGCUGGCAGACCAGGAGCCCCUAGCACUCAAAGACCUCCCUCCCCUGGAAAUCCACCAGCUAGACGUGGCCUGCCACACAGUGCACAAACACCAGCCCGGACGUCUAACUUCCACAUGCCCUUUUCGGCGCCUCAUAGUCUGAACCAGCACCCUGCUAGCUUCUGUAGCUGUUGUCAGCAUCGCGGUCAUUUGCCAUACUAUCCAGUAAACUCGUGGCAAGGUGUUCCCAACUUUGCAUCCAGUGGUAGCCCUGUUUACUGCCCGUCGGACACCCCGGCUCAUGACUGCAGCUUUUCUCCCUUCCACCAGGGCAUGGGCAGCCAGUCCAAUGGUCACUGCAGCCCAAUGUGUCAAAUAAACGGUCAGGGUUCACAUGGGGGCACAGGCUCUUCUGCACAUAAUAGUGCUCUUCCGGUGCCUGGAGAGCUGAAUACCCAGAAGACCAGUCCUUCUAAAGGGCAGUUCUGUCUCAGCCAGGCUGCCUACGUGCCGCAGCCUAUCUCCCAGGCCCCUGCUGAGAUCGGACUGAUGGGAUUACCUCCAGAUGCUUACAAGAUUCUUGUGGAGCAGGACAAGAAGUUGAAAGUGCUCCAAGCCCAGAUCCAAAAGCUCUUGGAGGCUCAGAGUAACCCACCCUGCUCUCACACAUCCCCUCCACAGUCAGGGAGGCAGGUGGAGUCUGCUGCCACGGAAACCCAGACUGCUGUGGGCGUGCAGGUGAAGAAGAGUGUCAGCAUUGCUGUGGGCACAGGAGCAAGCUUGUUUUGGAGCCCAACUGUGGGUCAGGAGGAGGUGGCGAUCCUAGAGUCCCAGGAUAAUGAAAUGGGCAUCUCUCUCACUACUGAGGAAGACACCACUCGCGACAGCAUGGCUUCCUCACUGAAGGCUGUCGAUAUCCACAGCUUUGCAGAGAGCACCCAGGUCAUUGCAGAGGAGUCUGUUGUGUCAGAUACAGCCAGGCAAGUCUGUAUUUUUCCUUUUUGUUUUAUCUUCAGUUCUUCACAUCGGUUUUGGAAUGAGCGGGGGCCCCAGGUAACAUUCCAAAGCUCUGAACUUGGGGAGAGUGUCAGCAUGUGCAUCCAGUCAUCGCCAGCAGAGGACGCAAAAAAACAGGAAAAUGAGAAAGUGAAUUAUCAGCUAAACAGUGAACUGCAAAAUGAGCAGAAAUUUUAUCAGGACUUGCUGGGCCAGGUGAACAGCCGCUUGCAGGCCUCUUCGUCUGGAGAUGAAGAGGAGCCGGGGCAGAGACAGGCCAUGCACCCCGAAACGGGGGCCAUGGAUUCAUCUUCUGUGUCCCAAAGCAGCAGCUGGAAAAAGCAGUCAGCCCCCAGCAACAGCGACAAGGACAGGGUCCGGAACGCCACCCUGAAACAGCUGGAACACUUGGGAGUGAAGGUUGACCCGGACUGCUGUGUGAAAGGCAAUAAAACCAAGUCCCAGUUGGAGAGUGCCCGCACACGGCCUUGUAUAUACCCCCAGGCAGUCCUCCCCAGGCUGAAUUACAUGUCCUUUGGGAACAUGGCAAUGAGUGGCUUCGGCCCCAGCGGUGUGGACCUCAGUCUGGAAGCCAACGCCAUAGCCCUAAAGUACCUGAAUGACUCGCAGCUAUCCCAGCUCUCCGUGAGCAGAGGGGGGCGCCAAACCGGUCAAGAAGAGUCCCAGUCCCUCAGCAUCAUCCUGCAGCACAACACCACCUCAGAGAAGACCAUGAUGGGCAUGAGCUUGAUGUCUCCCAAUAACAUGUCAUUCGCUACCAGGAAAUACAUGAAGAGGUACGGGCUCAUUGAGUGCGAGGAUAGCAGUGAGGAAGAGGAGGAGGGGGCCAGUGAGAGCCAGAUUGAGACCACCUACAGGAAGGACUACGUUGAAAGGGGCACUGAAAGACAGCAAGAGUUGCUCCAGCAGCAGCCGCACCGGAAUAGUGGUGCAAGGGUGUGCAACGACUGGGAAAGGAACAUCUUGAAAAACAUUACCAAUGAGAUUCCCUCCCAGCAGCAGCAUCUCUCAGACCAGGAUUCCCAGCAGAUGCUCAGGGACCUGAAACCCAAAAUGAAGCCUUUGGCAGGGGUUACUCACAUCCCUCACACCCCUGACAAGGAAAAUGGCAUGCAGUUUUUCCCAGACAAGCUCAUGCAUGACUCCCCUGUAACACACAAGCAUAUGGAGAGCCAGGGAUCUGUGGAGAACUUUUUAGAUGUCAGCAGACUGCGGCAGCUUCCCAAACUCUUCUGAGUUUUACAAAUGGGGAGGACUAUAAAGAUUUCUGUUAUAUCUGGAUUAAACCAGGCUGGCAGCUUUUUAGGAAUAAUGUUUACAGAACUUUUGUGUCAAAAGGAUUACAAUGACAUUUUUGGAUGACCAGAAAGCUUUAUUUAUCUCUCACUUGAAUUAUCCCAAAUCUUUCCAUCCAAUGCAAACAGUAUCUCCAUGUUUUAACCAAUCCUUCAAAAAUGUUUUCAUUUUCCAAGGAAAAUAUGAUGAACUUUAGUAAGGAUUCCUAGCAUUGACAUAAUAUCUGUUUCUCAAAGUUUUGUUCCCCGUCAUAUUAUAUAUUGGCAAUAUGGGGCUACAAAAAAGGACACACACUUAGCUUGUUAAACUGAUGGGAGUAGUUGUUCUCAUUUUCAUAUUAUUGAUAUACAGUACCUCUUUAGAAACCAACAAAAAAAAAUUAUGCUUAAAUGCUAAAUAUACAUAAGUAGCCUGAAUUUGAUUGAAAUUGCAGCUUUGAACUUGCCUUAAGUAUCCAACAAUCUGCCUUAGUAUAUUUGCACAAAAUGUAUUACCUUGAAAAACAAGUUGUGAUUCAAAAUUUGCCCUGUAGAUUUUUCCCAGGUUGUUGAGUCUCCUGUUACUUAAUGUUUUGCAAACAUCCACACUUUGAAUAGCAUCUGUUGUGUAGAAAAUAAUACUCAUAAUAAUAAUUAUCCCACUGGGAAUAGCGAUUUUGCAAUCUGAUCUUUACUUUAAGGUUAGAAUCAACUUAACGGUUUGGGGAUAUUCCAGACAAAACAAACAUCAUGCAUUUAUUUCCCUACACACUUUGGAGUUGUUUACAGCAUUUAAAGAAUAUGUUUAGCACUAGGAACCAUGUGUAAAUGUGGUGUGUAGUUUUAAAAAAGAAAAGUGAUUUGCAUGUCUUAAUUGGACAACUCCCUUUUAAUUUUUUUUUUUUUUUUUUUUUUUUUUUUUGAGUAACUUGACCUAUUUUCCUGAAUGAAUGGUGCUAUGGAUUACAAACUCAGUUUCUCUCUUGCCUGUAGCAACAGUACUGUUUGUACAAGCCAAUUCCUACUAAUUAGAAAUGCAUGCUUGCUACUUCUAUUGGUCCAGUCCUCUGAAAUGUGCCUUAAUAUCUGUUCCUUUCCAUGUUUGUGUGUGGAUUUUAGUGUGAUGUGUGUGUCUCUUGAUUUGCACUGUUUGCAGCCCACAGUGGUCUGCUUAUCAGACCCUCCCAUGUUAGUACACUCCACCUAUGGGUUAUAUAUGGGACUUUUAAACAGACCUGCUGUGACUGCCAUCUGCACAUUCGCAUUCCCAGCUAAUCUGAGGGCCCCACAGCUUUUACAACCACUCUGUUCUAGUUCAGUCAACUCCAACUCUUACUUGUGUGUGUGACCAAAAUCAGUGUUAUGUAUUCUUUUUUUAAAUUUCAAUUAUUUAAAAAAAAAAGUGUUUGGGGUUAUUAAAUAUAAUGCACCUGGUUUGCAUGUGUGUAUGUUUUGUAUUUAUUAAUAUUUUAUAUUUUUACAAGUUUUUAAAUAAAGAGCAAUUUGAUUAACC